CCAUUACUCUUAUUUGUCUCUCUCUCUUCCCAUCCCUUUUAAGUGUUCUCCCUUCUCUUCUCUCUCCUUUCACAACUUAACACUCACUCUCUUUCCCUCUCUAUAAUGGAGGAAUAGUGUUUAAGAGUGGGAGUAGUUUCUAGGUAUAUUUGCUCCUUUUCGUACUUGUAUUGGUUUCAGAGUUUCUCUUUUGAGAGGGUUUGUCUCGAAGUGUGCGCCAAAAGUUUUUAGUUUCUCAGUUUUGCUCAGGUGUUACUUCAGUGAAGAACUUCAAAUUCUGACCACUCGCAUUUCGCUUCUCUUUCGUCUUCACAUAAAGCUGUGAGAGAAGGUUACAUUCAGAGAAAUGAUGGAUCCCAAUUUCCAGGACGAGAUAGACUGCGGCAGCUUCUUCGAUUCUUUUGACGACUUGACUCAAUUUCCUCCCGAUAAUGGGUUUGGGCUUGGCUCCGGUGACCGGAACGAUUUUCGGGCCAUUUGGCCAAAUUCUUCCCAUUCUUUUCUGGGUCCAGAACCAAUUUUCUCCGGCACCAGCAGCAAUAGCGCUUCUGACCUCUCCGCUGAAUUCGGCGUUCCGUACGAAGACACGGUAGAACUUGAAUGGCUUUCAACUUUCAUGGAGGAUUCUUUCUCUGGUGGUGGGCUGACCAUCGGCAAAGAGAACUGUUCUGUCAACAAGGAGUCAUCCUGCAACCAAUUCCGAACCUCCAGUCCUGUUUCAGUCCUUGAGAGCAGCAGCAGUAGCAGCUCCUGCUCUGCAGGCAAGGCAAUGCCCCUCAGCCCGAUUCACCGUGGCCCUCAGCGUGCUCGCAGCAAGAGACCUCGCCCUGCAGCCUUUAAUCCCCAUCCGUGUAUUCCUCUUGUCUCUCCCAUUUCCUCUGUUACGGAGAUCCCUCAGCCCUUUGUUGCUCCUGGAGUUUAUUCAGAGUCGGAGAGUUUUGUGGAGUCUCAGCCAAUUAAGAAGAUACCAAACCUAGCUUCAGCAGAACACAAGAAAAAGAAAAAGAAAAUGAAAUUAUCAGUUCCUUUGGGUCCCUUGGCGAUAAAUCAAAAUCAGCCAUCUCAAGCAGUAAGGAAAUGCAUGCACUGUGGGAUAACUAAGACACCACAAUGGAGGGCUGGUCCAAUGGGGCCAAAAACCCUCUGCAAUGCAUGUGGUGUUCGCCACAAGUCGGGCCGGCUCUUCCCUGAAUACCGGCCUGCAGCAAGUCCAACAUUUGUUCCGUCGCUGCACUCCAAUUCCCACAAGAAGGUUCUUGAGAUGAGAAGCAAGAUCGACGGAAAGACCACAGUGCCCAGGACUGCAACAAUGACUCCAAACACCACCAAACCAGAGUCCAAUUCCAAGGAGUGAGCCUUUGUUUGGGUUCAUGUGAAGGAGAUCUGUGUUACUCUCAUUAUGUUAUUCUCUUACUGUUUUGCAUUUCUUUGUUCAUUUGUUCUUUGUACAGAGAUGUAAUGGUGAAGUUAGGAGCAAUAGAUGACAUAUUUUAGCUAGCAGAGAAAGGAAUGAAAUGAGAGCACUGAAAAAAAAAAGGGGUUAGAGAUGAGCGGAUGACAUAGUAUUCAGUGUUCCAGGUCUAGUGAUGCGUAGAUCAUUAAGGUUAAUAUAAGUAAGAUGGGGUAAGUAUUUUCUCUUUUUUUGUCUUUUGUUUUUGUUUUCUUCCCUUUCCUCCAUGGAAAUUCAUUUUGCAGUUCAUUUGUUGGUAGGAAUUUCUGAGAUA
Molecule: messenger RNA, 1724 nt
Organism: Ilex paraguariensis (yerba mate)
Lineage: Eukaryota; Viridiplantae; Streptophyta; Magnoliopsida; Aquifoliales; Aquifoliaceae
Source: the annotation of a GenBank genome assembly